AUGGUGCCAGACUCUAUUUGUAUCAUCGGAGCAGGUGUUUUUGGCCUGUCAACGGCAAUUGCGCUCGCUAAGCGCUACCCCAACGUGAAAGUCACCGUUGUGGACCGGUUUGAGCCUCCUGUGCAGGACGCCACAAGCGUCGACACCACCCGGUGUCUUCGUGUCGACUACAAGGAUCCCGUGUACGCAAAGCUGGCAAAGGAGUCGCUCGAGAUUAUCAAGGCAGACCCGGAUAUUUCGCCGUUUUUCCACCAGACGGGCAUGUCGUUUGUCUACGACGGUGGGAACGACAAAUGGGCCGACAUCUGGAUCAACGGCAAGAUCUCGGCUGAAAAGUCCAACAGCGACACCCCUGGUAUGAUGAAGUACUACGAUUCCCCCGAGGAAGUGUACAAGAGCAUCCACACGGUCGCGAAGACCCCCACCGUUAGUCACCCCACCUGGCUUAAAGGGUACACCAACUACUCGAACGGGUUUAUCGACGCUGAGCGGAGUGUCAAGGCGUACUACGAGCGGGCCAAGAAGCUUCCGUCGGUGAAUUUUGUGUUCAAGCCUGUUGAGCAGCUGCUUUUCGCCAGCGGCACGAACACAGCGGAGGGGGUACUUUUCGGGGACGGCUCUCUUCUCAAGGCGGACCUCGUGAUUGUGGCUGCGGGGGCAUGGAGUUGCAAACUGGUGGAUCUGGAGGGGGUGUGUUUUUCCUCCGCCAUCGAAGUUGCCUGGUUCAAAGUGACACCCGAGGAAGAGGAGCAGUGGAAGAACAUGGCCAUCACCACGAACUUGUCCACGGGAAUCAACCUGUUCCCACCGUACAACGGCGAAAUCAAGUGUCUGCGGCGGUCGCCUGGCUACCGCAACACGCAGGCCGUCCCCCACCCGGACCCAGCGAAAGACGAGUCCAUUUCGAUCUCGUACCCUAGAACCAUCAUCGACCACCCAGCAGACUGGAUCCCCCAGGACGCGGAAGACGCCCUGAGGCACAAUCUUGCCGAGAUCAUGCCGCCGCUGGCCGAAAGACCGUUCGACAGAACCAAGCUGUGCUGGCUCACACAAACGCCUUCGGCGAAUUUCAUCAUCGACCACCACCCUGCCCUGCAAAACGUGGUGCUCGCCACGGGAGGCUCUGCGCACGCGUGGAAGUUCGUGCCGAUUCUCGGCGACAAGGUGGUCGACUUGCUCGAGGAUAAGCUCGACCCGGUGCUGAAGGAUAUGUGGUCGUACGCAGAGAAGCUGAGACCCACCACAGACAACGGCAGCGCUCCACGGAUGGACGGCCAGCCACAAGAGUUGGUCUCCGUGGUUAGAAAUAAGCCAGUCAAUUAG
This is a messenger RNA of Ogataea philodendri, 1323 nucleotides long. RefSeq lists its product as uncharacterized. The record is from RefSeq and is a predicted model, not a curated record. NCBI's taxonomy places the organism in Eukaryota, Fungi, Ascomycota, Pichiomycetes, Pichiales, Pichiaceae. The coding region runs from base 1 to 1323 and encodes 440 amino acids. The transcript has a single exon. Gene Ontology annotation, molecular function: sarcosine oxidase activity; L-pipecolate oxidase activity; proline dehydrogenase activity.